This is a messenger RNA of Drosophila persimilis, 460 nucleotides long. RefSeq lists its product as uncharacterized. The record is from RefSeq and is a predicted model, not a curated record. The coding region runs from base 32 to 460 and encodes 142 amino acids. Lineage: Eukaryota; Metazoa; Arthropoda; Insecta; Diptera; Drosophilidae. The transcript is spliced from 2 exons.
UGUCAGAAAUAUCGGAAAUCAAAUUGUCACUAUGAAGAAGGGGACUUACAAACGACAGACGUCUACCUCUUCGUCCCGGUCCUUGACCCGGUCCCCGUCUCGAUCUCGGUCUCGGUCUCGGUCCUCGGCGUACACCUUUCAGACUUCCAAUCUGGAGUUGAUGCUAAACGACUCUGACAGCAAGGUGCUCAGGCCGAGCCGUCAUUUGCCCCAUAUGCCCCAUGCAACAGGUACAAUGGACAACCUCAAGAAACCUCUCCCGAUUGAGGUGAGUGUGUGGUUCUGGGGAGCUCGCGUUAUCCCCUUAACUGCACUAGAAUCGAUUCGAAUCGACUCUUUCUACAUAUAUAGCGUUACUGAUGAAGUUUUCUGGGCUCAGUUGAGUCGAAGCCGAACUAUCCGAUUCCCUACCCAGCUCGGAACGAUGAGAUUCGAUUCACGCGAAAAACAGCAAUCUUGA